AUGCCAGACACGCUCACGCCACUGAUAGCGCACAUCACCGCUGCAUGCCCCCUCCAAGCGGGACCGCUGCGCACCACGCUGUCCGACCUCGGGCUCGCCGUCGAAUGGCGCGAGCUGAGGCCGCUCCAGCUGCCGGGGACGCAGUGGGCCGUCGUCGUUGGCCACAAGCGCGCCGAGGACCCGCUGCGUGCGGUGCUUCCACUGCCGCUGCAUACCACGGCCCUCACGCCCCAGGAGCUCAAGGCCGUCUUUGGCGCGCUCGCCACGCUCGACGUUGCGACGCUUCCGGACCCCUUGCCGCCCCUCGCGCCGCCGAUCGCCGAGCUCCAGGCCAAGCUGGGCAAGAACGACGACGAGCUGCCCCAGGUUGCUGAGGAGGAGACCGAGGCCCCAAGCACACCCACGUUCGACCCCGAUACCCUCUACAUGGCCAUCGUGGCCACAGACUCGACAGUCGUCUACUACAAGCUCUCGCGCGGUAUCAAGAAGCCUCACGACAUCCCCGACGAGUAG
This is a messenger RNA of Vanrija pseudolonga, 513 nucleotides long. RefSeq lists its product as uncharacterized. NCBI's taxonomy places the organism in Eukaryota, Fungi, Basidiomycota, Tremellomycetes, Trichosporonales, Trichosporonaceae. Bases 1 to 513 code for a protein of 170 amino acids. Gene Ontology annotation, biological process: tRNA-type intron splice site recognition and cleavage; tRNA splicing, via endonucleolytic cleavage and ligation. The record is from RefSeq and is a predicted model, not a curated record. The transcript has 2 exons. Gene Ontology annotation, molecular function: tRNA-intron lyase activity; nucleic acid binding. Gene Ontology annotation, cellular component: tRNA-intron endonuclease complex.